Messenger RNA from Drosophila eugracilis, 2819 nucleotides. It is a transcript of the gene l(2)37Cb, whose product is annotated as pre-mRNA-splicing factor ATP-dependent RNA helicase DHX16. Gene Ontology annotation, cellular component: intracellular anatomical structure; catalytic step 2 spliceosome. Lineage: Eukaryota; Metazoa; Arthropoda; Insecta; Diptera; Drosophilidae. The record is from RefSeq and is a predicted model, not a curated record. Gene Ontology annotation, molecular function: ATP binding; RNA binding.
UUGCCUAUCGGAGCGGCUUAAAUAUUUUUGCAUUGUUUUGGUUUUGCAGUUUCCCAUUUGUUUAUUAGUGAAAUCUUGAAAAAUGUCGGCAAAAAAUAGAAAACGCACAGCCAGCAGUAGCAGCAGCGCCGAGGAGCCGGACAGCGAGGAGGAAUCGCGCUUGAAAGAUCUGCAGGAACGUGAUGAGUUCGCGAGCCGGCUAAAAAAGCGUGAUGAUGAUCGCACGCGCAAGGUAGUGGACAACUCGGGCCACCGCAAGGCCAUCGAGGAGGCCACCAAGCGCCUGAAGUUGGAGCAGGAGGAUCGUGAUAAAACAGUGCCCCACCUGCGCCUUCAAUCGCGUCGCCAGUACCUAGAGAAGCGUAAGGAUGACAAAGUGGCUGAGCUGGAGGCGGACAUCCUGGAUGAUGAAUACCUCUUCGAUGAGAGCAUACUAACCAAACGAGAAAAGGAGGAACGCCAGUAUAAGAAGCAACUUCUGAACAUUGCCAAGGAGCAUGAGAAGGCGAGGGAAUUGGAACGCAUACAGCGUUAUCAUAUGCCACAAGACUUUGAAAAAGGGCGAGAAAUGUCUGAAUAUGUCGAGGUGGACGACUUUGAGAAGCAACCAAACUCAGAGCAGAAAAAAUGGGAAGCAGAGCAGUUAGCCUCUGCGCGUUUUCAGUUUGGUGCCAAGGAUGCAAAAGCUGAGGAAGAAUACGAGUUGCUCCUUGACGAUCAGAUUGAUUUCAUCCAAGCUUUAACCUUAGAAGGAAGUCGUGAAAAAUCCUCUAGCCGCCAGCCAGAACUUACGGAAAAGGAACGCAAACGCUUGACAUUAGAUGAGACCAGACGAUCCCUGCCUGUUUAUCCUUUUAAAGACGAUCUGAUAGCUGCUGUGAAAGAACACCAGGUCCUCAUAAUCGAAGGUGAAACGGGCUCUGGCAAAACAACACAGGUCCCACAGUAUCUUGUUGAAGCUGGUUUUACCAAGGACAAAAAAAUGAUAGGCUGCACACAACCACGUCGAGUGGCUGCGAUGUCGGUGGCAGCGCGUGUGGCCGAGGAAAUGGGUGUGAAGUUGGGGAACGAGGUGGGUUACAGCAUCCGUUUCGAAGACUGCACCUCAGAUCGCACUAUUCUCAAGUACAUGACUGAUGGAACCCUACAUCGAGAGUUCCUUUCGGAACCGGAUCUUGCGUCCUACAGUGUGAUGAUUAUCGAUGAGGCUCACGAACGGACUUUGCACACAGAUAUUCUGUUUGGCCUGGUUAAGGAUAUUGCUCGCUUCAGACCAGAGCUAAAGCUCCUGAUAUCCAGCGCCACUCUGGAUGCGGAAAAAUUCUCAGCUUUCUUCGAUGACGCGCCCAUCUUUCGGAUACCCGGUCGCCGCUAUCCUGUGGAUAUCUUUUACACAAAAGCCCCUGAAGCUGACUACAUCGAUGCAUGUUGCGUUUCCGUCCUGCAGAUUCACGCCACGCAACCCUUGGGCGAUAUUUUAGUGUUUCUAACGGGUCAGGAUGAGAUCGAGACCUGCCAAGAGGUUUUACAGGAUCGCGUUAAGCGGCUUGGCUCUAAAAUCCGAGAGUUGAUUGUUAUACCCGUCUAUGCUAAUCUACCAAGUGAUAUGCAAGCAAAGAUCUUUGAACCCACUCCACCAAACGCUCGAAAAGUUAUCCUGGCCACAAAUAUUGCAGAGACUUCGCUGACCAUCGAUAAUAUCAUAUAUGUGAUUGAUCCAGGUUUUGCCAAGCAGAAUAAUUUCAAUUCCCGUACCGGCAUGGAAUCGCUCAUGGUGGUGCCCAUCUCGAAGGCCUCGGCGAAUCAACGAGCAGGCAGAGCUGGACGUACUGCGCCAGGAAAGUGCUUCCGGCUGUAUACGGCAUGGGCAUACAAGCACGAGCUGGAGGAUAAUACAGUGCCUGAGAUCCAGCGUAUUAAUCUGGGCAAUGCAGUUCUUAUGCUUAAGGCUCUUGGCAUCAACGAUCUAAUACACUUUGACUUCUUAGAUCCUCCGCCUCACGAGACGUUGGUAUUGGCUUUGGAACAGUUGUAUGCUCUGGGUGCACUGAAUCACCAUGGGGAGUUGACAAAACUGGGUCGGCGAAUGGCCGAGUUUCCUGUGGAUCCCAUGAUGGGCAAAAUGCUGUUAGCGAGUGAAAAAUACAAAUGCUCCGAAGAAAUGGUAACCAUUGCAGCUAUGCUGUCGGUAAACAGCGCCAUUUUCUACAGACCCAAGGACAAAAUCAUUCAUGCAGAUACCGCCCGCAAGAACUUCAAUCACAUGCAUGGUGACCAUUUGAGCUUACUGCAGGUGUACAAUCAGUGGGCGGAGACUGAUUAUAGCACCCAGUGGUGUUAUGAGAACUUUAUUCAGUACAGAUCCAUGAAGCGAGCUCGAGAUGUGCGAGAGCAGCUGGUUGGACUCAUGCAACGUGUGGAAAUCGACAUGGUCAGCUGUCUGCCGGAGACUGUGAACGUUCGUAAGGCAGCCACUGCCGGAUAUUUUUACCAUGUGGCGCGCCUCUCCAAGGGAGGUCACUACAAGACCAUUAAGCACAAUCAGACAGUGAUGAUACAUCCAAACUCCUCGCUUUUUGAGGAGCUGCCACGGUGGGUGCUUUACCAUGAGUUGGUAUUUACUUCCAAGGAGUAUAUGCGACAGGUCAUCGAAAUCGAAAGCAAGUGGCUGCUGGAGGUAGCACCACACUACUACAAGGCCAAGGAGCUGGAGGAUUCAACGAACAAAAAGAUGCCAAAGGUCGCAGGGCGGGCGGAAAUGGCGCAAUAAUUUUGGGGUUUUUAGUUUAAAAUUAAAAUCAAUUUGAUGGGAAAGCUGA